AAGCGCAGGCCGCGGCGGAGGGGCGGGGCGGCCGGGAGGAACCGCGUUCUGGAGCGGGAGGGAGAUCCGCCGCGGAGUUACGGGAAAGUUGGUCCGAGUUCCCGGGAGUUUCCCGGUGUGCUCCCCCGUGUUCGGCCGGUUGCUCCCAGGCUCCUUUCCUCCCCACCUCCCUCACGGUCCAAUCGACCCCUCUCUCUGCCACCGGCCGCCAUGGAGCAGCCGCCGGCGCCCAAGAGUAAGCUAAAAAAGCUGAGUGAAGACAGUUUGACUAAGCAGCCUGAAGAAGUGUUUGAUGUGUUGGAGAAGCUUGGAGAAGGCUGCAUUUGAAUUGACAAACCGUCUUAUGGAAGUGUUUUUAAAGCAAUACAUAAAGAAUCUGGUCAAGUUGUUGCAAUUAAGCAAGUACCUGUUGAGUCAGAUCUUCAGGAAAUAAUUAAAGAAAUUUCCAUAAUGCAACAAUGUGACAGCCCCUAUGUGGUGAAGUACUAUGGCAGCUACUUCAAGAACACAGACCUCUGGAUUGUCAUGGAGUACUGCGGAGCUGGCUCUGUUUCAGACAUCAUUCGGUUACGAAACAAGACAGUCUGCUGUACAGCUGCAACCUUGGGCUUUCUUUCCACUGGAUUUCUGGUUAACAGAAGACGAAAUCGCAACUAUUCUAAAAUCUACAUUGAAAGGAUUAGAAUACUUGCAUUUUAUGAGGAAAAUACACAGAGAUAUAAAAGCUGGGAACAUUCUCCUCAAUACAGAAGGGCACGCAAAGCUUGCAGAUUUUGGAGUGGCUGGCCAGUUAACAGAUACAAUGGCAAAACGCAAUACUGUAAUAGGAACCCCAUUUUGGAUGGCUCCUGAGGUAAUUCAAGAAAUAGGUUACAACUGUGUGGCUGACAUCUGGUCCCUUGGCAUCACUUCUAUAGAGAUGGCAGAAGGGAAACCCCCUUAUGCUGAUAUACAUCCAAUGAGGGCUAUUUUUAUGAUUCCCACAAACCCGCCACCAACAUUCAGGAAGCCUGAACUUUGGUCUGAUGACUUCACCGAUUUUGUUAAAAAGUGCUUAGUGAAGAGUCCUGAGCAGAGAGCCACCGCAACACAGCUGUUACAGCAUCCUUUUAUCAAGAAUGCAAAACCUGUGUCAAUAUUAAGAGACCUGAUCACAGAGGCCAUGGAGAUCAAAGCCAAAAGGCACGAGGAGCAGCAGCGAGAACUGGAAGAGGAAGAAGAAAAUUCGGAUGAAGAUGAGCUGGAUUCACACACCAUGGUGAAGACGAGUUCAGAAAGUGUGGGCACAAUGCGGGCCACCAGCACCAUGAGUGAAGGGGCCCAGACGAUGAUUGAGCACAACAGCACCAUGUUAGAAUCGGACCUGGGGACCAUGGUCAUAAACAGUGAGGACGAGGAGGAGGAGGAUGGAACUAUGAAAAGAAAUGCCACAUCACCCCAAGUACAACGACCAUCUUUCAUGGACUACUUUGAUAAGCAGGACUUGAAGAACAAAAGUCAUGAGAACUGCAAUCAGAAUGUGCGUGAGCCCUGCCCUGUGUCACAGAGUGUGUUUCCUGAUGACUGGAGAGUCCCUCACGAUGGAGACUUUGACUUUUUAAAAAAUCUAAGUUUAGAAGAACUACAGAUGCGUCUAAAAGCACUGGAUCCCAUGAUGGAACGGGAGAUAGAAGAACUGCAUCAAAGAUACAGUGCGAAGAGGCAGCCCAUCCUGGAUGCCAUGGAUGCAAAGAAGAGGAGACAGCAGAAUUUCUAACGACUCCCUCUGCUCAGCAUGACCAGAGACCAAGCCACCACAGAAGGGAAGGGAUUGCACUACUUUUCAAUCCCUAAAAUGUAUGUUCUACAAUUUUGCAAAAGUCAAAAACUAAUGAUGGUACACCUAGAUAAAUUCCACAGGCAAACUGUGCAGUUGUAUCCACUCUGACUUCAUUGUGAAAGGGUGAGAACGAUAGAAAUGUGCUCUUUCUGCCAGCUGUUCCACAGCAACCAAACCAACCAAAUUUAAAGCUAUAUUUGGAGACUUUGGAAAUCCAAAACUGUUGCUUAAUCGCACAGUACUGGAAGGCUUUAUGUUACAAUCCUCUAUUCCUGUGGAGAAGCCUAUUUAUUGUACCCCUUAGGUAGACUUAUUUAUUUAUGCGGUUUCACUUUUUGUUUUUUAAAGACAAGAUCAGGAUAGUUUUGGUGGAUGUCCGGACACAAUGACAGAUACAAACACACAACUAAAUUGUACAAAAGCAGGGAGCUCUGGGUGCAUUCCUUCAUCUCCAGUAAAAACAAAGCAGCGAGAGCAAUAAUGUCCAAAUGGACCAGACAUUUUUAUAUUGAAGAAUAAUUUUAUUUCUCCCUUCUUAAAUAUUAAUUCUUGACUUUAAUAUUGGUAUAAAUAAGGCUAUAUAUGUGUGUGUGUAUGUGUGUGUGUGUGUGUGUCAUACAGAAUUGUACCCUGUAAAACCAAAGAAAUCAGUGAAUUCUUGCACACACACACACACACACACACACACACACACACACACACGCAGAGGUGUGGGAAAUACUUAUAAAGAAAUGAAACCCAAGAAAGCAAUACAAUUGUUUCCUAUAUUGGUCCACAGUAAUCUCAUCAGAUUAUUCUGUGAAAAUAUGCUUUUGUCACAGGACAUUUUGUUGAUUUCAUUUGUUUCCUGGAUUGAUGCGCAUCAUGUAUCUGACAAUAACAAAACAGUAAAAAUGUUUGUACUAAACUGUGUCCUUGGGACCUGGGGGGGAAGCAGACUUAAGUUAGGAGACUCGUUUCUGAGUUAGCAUUUGUGUAAUUGAACGGGGACCAGUCCUUCUCUGCACUACCCAUGGCCAUUUCGAGUGUGUGUUGUUUUAUGUAUUAACUAUGUGUGUACAUCAUGAAGACAAAUAAAUUCCACGGUGCCACCUGGCACACUUCAUCUUUUUUUUUCCUUUUUUAAGCUCAUGGCCUGGACUCCGUUAGGCAGGUCAGGUUGCUUGGCUGGUUAGGGGUGACCCUGAAACUUCAGCAAAACUACAUAAAGAUGUAGCUCAGGUUAUUCCUCUCAGACCCAAGACCCACCGUUCACUGGCAGGGCACUCCCCUGCUCUCAGCCCCCACGGACACAGUGGUUACAGGUGUGCUUGCCACAGGGGAAGGAGCCCUGGCAAACGUCACACUCACGUCACAGCAACAGCUUCAGUGAGUGCAGGAAGUGUCCCCGACACUGACCACAGAGGGCAGGUCACCUCAGAAAGCUUCCACAUGUUUUUAAGUGGCAUUGUGCUCAAGAUCUUGCCUUGAAGUGACAAUUGUUUUUGUUCUGUUUGAUCCUUUUACAUAGUAUAUUGUAUGUGAAUUAUAAAACUGAAAAUAAGAUGGCUAAAACUAACAAGACUUCCUGUGCUCACCCCAGCUUAUAUAACACAUAGCAAGGCAUGUGUUCACUGAUCCCGCUCCUCUUUGUAGGUGACCAUUUGGGACAGUCAGCCAUUUCAUCAGCUCAGACAGUAUCCAGGUUCCCUUUCUUAAUGGUCUCUCCUGUCACCCACUGAACCCUGAUGGCCUCGAAAGACUAACUUCCACCAUCCAAGCAAAAACACCUACUUGAGAUGACAGAAACUAACGAAGACGAUUUCUGCCCACCUGACUAAAUGAGGCUCUUAGCCACUUGUACUUCCUGAGAUACCUGAGUCAGGACAAGGGCUCCCUUUCUGUAAUGCCAUGUACUUCCUGAGAUUCCUGAGUCAGGACAAGGGCUCCCUUUCUGUAAUGCCUUGGUCUGAUUGCUUGAUAAUACUUUUACACCCUGUUACUAUAUCUGCAUCUGUUCACACACACACACACACACACACA
This is a messenger RNA of Microtus ochrogaster (prairie vole), 3841 nucleotides long. RefSeq names its product serine/threonine kinase 3 (gene Stk3). Gene Ontology annotation, biological process: protein phosphorylation; protein tetramerization; signal transduction. Gene Ontology annotation, cellular component: cytoplasm. The record is from RefSeq and is a predicted model, not a curated record. NCBI's taxonomy places the organism in Eukaryota, Metazoa, Chordata, Mammalia, Rodentia, Cricetidae. Gene Ontology annotation, molecular function: protein serine/threonine kinase activity; ATP binding.